AAAAACAUUUUUUGGUAUAAAUAAAUUUUUUUUUUGUGCGCAAAACUACAAUUAGUAAAACUAUAUUAAAAAUGGAUAAAGAUUUGAAUGGCGCUAUGCAAAACGUAUCUAUUAAUAGUACCAAUGGCUGUUGUAAUGUCGCAACAAAGUCAACUGCAAUGGCAAACAACAAAGUUCCCAUUGAUCACAUCCAAAGCAACGGCACAAAAUCUGUGAAGAAUUGCAUUUGCAACGAAAGCUGCCCCAACGCGACCAGAGACGAAACAGACAACGCUCGAAUACUUAGCCACGCUGGUGUAAGUGCCAACGGCACCCCAGUCAUUGCAUCCAGUUUAUCAUAUAAGUCAGUGCAAGCAACAUCACCAACACCUGAAGAAAUACCGCCUUACGCUAACGCAAGUGUAGCGGAAAAAUACAAAAUGGUUCACGAAUUAUGUCAGCAAUUAAUACUCACAGAUGAGCAAAUACUCGAACUCAACUAUCGUAUUUUGCACGAAGUCAAAAAAGGUUUACGUAAGGACACACACGACAAGGCGAAUGUCAAGUGCUUCGUUACGUACGUACAAGAUCUGCCAAAUGGCAAUGAACGUGGAAAAUUCUUAGCACUUGACCUUGGCGGCACCAAUUUCCGUGUAUUGCUUAUACAAUUGAAAGAGGAUCAUGAUUUUCAAAUGGAAUCACGCAUAUACGCAAUUCCACAACAUAUAAUGUUGGGUUCGGGUCAACAACUGUUCGAUCACAUUGCUGAAUGUUUGGCCAAUUUUAUGUCUGAACACAAUGUUUACAAGGAGCGGUUGCCUCUGGGUUUCACUUUUUCAUUUCCGUUACUGCAGUUGGGCUUGACAAAAGGCCUACUCGUGACUUGGACAAAAGGUUUCGAUUGUUCUGGUGUAGUGAAUGAAGAUGUUGUGCAAUUAUUAAAAGAUGCUAUAGCGCGGCGUGGAGAUGUGCAGAUCGAUGUAUGUGCUAUACUAAAUGAUACCACUGGUACGCUCAUGUCAUGUGCAUGGAAAAAUCAUAACUGCAAAAUUGGUUUGAUUGUUGGUACCGGCUGUAAUGUUUGUUACGUUGAGCGUGUUGAGGAAGUUGAAUUGUAUGACGGUGAAGACAACGGCAAACCACAUGUACUAAUCAAUACUGAAUGGGGUGCCUUCGGCGAUAAUGGCGCACUUAACUUUGUGCGUACGGAAUUCGAUGAAGAAGUAGAUUCACACUCAAUCAAUCCAGGUAAACAAGUGUUUGAGAAAAUGAUUUCCGGCAUGUAUAUGGGUGAAUUGGUACGAUUGGUUAUUGUAAAAAUGGUUAAAGCUGGUGUGCUAUUCCGAGGACAGAACUCUGAUGUGCUGAUGACACGCGGUCAAUUCUUUACAAAAUAUGUAUCAGAAAUCGAAGCUGAUGAGCCUGGCACAUACACCAAUUGCCGCCUAGUACUGGAGGAAUUGGGUUUGAAUAAUGCCACAGAUGACGAUUGUGCCAACGUACGCUACAUCUGCGAAUGUGUGUCGAAACGUGCAGCGCAUUUAGUUUCAUGCGGCCUUGCCACUCUAAUCAAUAAAAUGGAUGAGCCCAGCGUAACUGUUGGUGUUGACGGCAGUGUAUAUCGAUUCCAUCCCAAAUUCCACAAUUUAAUGGUAGAAAAAAUUUCUCAGCUGGUGAAACCUGGCAUUAGUUUUGAUUUAAUGUUGUCCGAAGAUGGUUCAGGACGUGGUGCUGCGCUGGUAGCGGCCGUAGCCUGCAGAGAGGAUAAUGUGAAAAAGUAUUGCGUCAUGCUCUGAAAACUGAUGAUGAAAACUUGAAUGCAAAUCGUACAGUACGUACAGUACAGUACCAUUCAAAUUAUUUACUCAAAUUAUUAUUGAUUGAAGAAGAAUUUAUUAUAAAUUAAUUAAUUACAAAUCAUUUUGAACUUAUAAAAAAUUGGUACUUAUAGUUAAAUUGAUGAGAAUGAACGUUUUUAUUUUUAGCUGUAAAAGACAUGUCCUUUAAGAAUUGCUUGAAGCAAAAUAAAUGCCCUUUAGUAAAUUUUACUUAUGUAAGUGCAACGCACACACACUCACGUACAGAGGAUAUUUACAUAUGUAAAUAUGUAAAAACAAUAUUGUAUUUGAGAGCAUAGUACAUAAUUUUUUAUAGCGAAAGAAAA
Teleopsis dalmanni is the source of this 2143-nucleotide messenger RNA. It is a transcript of the gene Hex-A, whose product is annotated as hexokinase type 2. The record is from RefSeq and is a predicted model, not a curated record. Gene Ontology annotation, biological process: glucose 6-phosphate metabolic process; glycolytic process; intracellular glucose homeostasis. Gene Ontology annotation, cellular component: mitochondrion; cytosol. The transcript has 2 exons. Bases 72 to 1775 code for a protein of 567 amino acids. Gene Ontology annotation, molecular function: D-glucose binding; glucokinase activity; fructokinase activity. NCBI's taxonomy places the organism in Eukaryota, Metazoa, Arthropoda, Insecta, Diptera, Diopsidae.